Molecule: messenger RNA, 1900 nt
Organism: Boleophthalmus pectinirostris (great blue-spotted mudskipper)
Lineage: Eukaryota; Metazoa; Chordata; Actinopteri; Gobiiformes; Gobiidae
Gene: ncmap
Product: non-compact myelin associated protein
Exons: 4
Coding region: 210-773 (187 amino acids)
Biological process (GO): regulation of myelination
Cellular component (GO): plasma membrane; Schmidt-Lanterman incisure; paranode region of axon
Molecular function (GO): structural constituent of myelin sheath
Source: RefSeq, a predicted model, not a curated record
CCUCCUCCUGCCCAGCUGCGGAUCACAACACCGCCGCCGCGCACACACGACAUCGCGCUCACGCUCCCCUGGAUCUGUCUUCCUGCGCCGCUUUCCGGACCCCCAGAGCUCCCCCCCAAGGUCUCGGCCGGUGAACUAUGCUCCCUUCAGGGUUCAUCUGACGGAGGGGUGCCCAUGUUCAGCGUGGGACAAUAAGGUUAUUGCUAAAAAUGCAAGCUUCAACUGUCUCACCUGUGACCAACACUACAGCCAACAUAACCACCAAGUCCAGGGAGCAAAUCCUCAUUCAAAGUUCAGGUGCCAUGAUUGCAAUCAUUGUCGUUGGCAUCAUAAUUAUUCUCACUGUUCUACUGAUCAUACUUAAAACAUACAACCGGCGGACACAUGUCUCCAGAGUCCUCGGCAAUUCAUCCAAACCUCGUCCCAAGACGUCCCAGUCCACUCUCCAGACCAACAUGCCCCUGACCCCCAUGGGGGUCAGCUCUGUGUCAGGCAGCAUGUCAGCCUCCAACCCCCCCUCAGAAAAUGGCUUCGCCCUGCCCAGAGCAGAGGUGGGCAGCCUGAAUGGGAGCUCCCGGCCCCCCUCUGAAAGGGGCUUCACGCUGCCCAGACGAGAGGCGGGCAGCCUGGAGGGGAGCUCCCGGCCGCCCUCUCAAAAUGGCUUCAGACUGCCCCGUACAGAGCUCAGCAGUGUGGACGAGAAUACUGAACACUCCAGUGCAGCAUCUACUGUGGUGACUUUUCACGAACUGGCUGCCAUGGAGAAUACAUAGCCACGUGAAUAGUGUCAUCACAGACACAGACACUGACUGAAUAAAGACUGCUAAAGACUGCAAAUACAAUAAAGUAAAUGUUCUCCUAUAGCGGGACUACAGGACUACAUCCAAAAUAUAUACAGCUAUAACAUGUUAAUGCAAGCACUUAGGCCCAAAGAAGUUCUGACAAGAAGUAUGGAUUCAGUGAGGCCAUAUUUUGUCUACUAAAAUCCUGAAGUUAUAUCUAGUGCCUUCAUACUCCACAUGUGUCAAAAAGUUGUGCAAUUAUAAAUGAAACAGGAAUAGGGCACAGCACCCUGUGUUCAGCGGUUACAGUUGCCAUGGUUGUGAAUGAUUGUACCUGACUGAUUUACAUUAUAUGCGUAUUAUAUUUAUUUUAAAUAUAUAAAUACAGCCAUUAUCUCUGAUUCAGAGCCAGUAAAUCUAAAUUGUACAUGACCAAAUACUAGCAACAAUAUCCCACUGUCUCAUUCAAUAAAUCCUGCUACAAUUCUUUUCUGACACAAAGGAGGAUGUACAGAUCUACUGAUAAUCCACUGUGAAUGACCAUCAGUGUGCUUAAACACCAUGUACUGUCUAAGGUUUUAGAUCAAAAGAUAGGCUACUGUAGUUUAGUGGAGGCUUAGAAACAUCUUGUUAUUGUAAAGAUUGAAUGGAUCUUUUGAAAGAGCAUCAAUUCUUCCUUUUGAGUUCUCCUUUGUCACUUCUGAACAGACAGUAAAGACACAUUGUGAGUGAGUGCACUGCUCAUGCUUCUGUACAGCAGUGUUGUCAGUCUGCAGUUUUACAAGUAGGCCUAUGACAAAUAUGAACCUGCUAUCUGUGGUCUACAUUUACAAACAAUGUACAUUUCUGUAUUCAAAAGGAUGAUGGAGGAUGUGUUGCCUUAACUUUUGACCUAUUUUGUUGACAAUAUUGUAUAAAUAUUUUACAUGAAGGUUGUAAGUAAUUAUUUAGAUUAGAUGGUGUAAAAUGAAGUUUGUGAUAGUAUUUUUACUGUGCAGUGCAUAAUGAAGAUAGGUAUAUUCACAAACUGUCUCUGUGAAUCCUUUUUAGUUGACGCCAAAGGAUUUUGCACUUUACCACUGUUGUAAUUGUGUUAAUGUUUAAAGAGCAAAUAAUAU